Molecule: messenger RNA, 792 nt
Organism: Paralichthys olivaceus (Japanese flounder)
Lineage: Eukaryota; Metazoa; Chordata; Actinopteri; Pleuronectiformes; Paralichthyidae
Source: RefSeq, a predicted model, not a curated record
GAUUGAUUGAUGAUUGAUUGUACGUGCAGGUGAACCAGUGCUGGUGAUGAGUUUGGCUCUGUUGGGAAAACUCUGCAUCCUGGCGGCCAUCUUUAUCUCGACGCUGUACGCCAUCGAGCUGUUCCCCACCGUGGUCAGACAGCGGUGCGUGUCCCUGGUCAACCUGUGUUUCCGCCUCGGCUGUCUCCUCAACACCCUCGUUCCCCCCAACCCCAACGGAGCAAUCUCAUUGGCUGCCAUGGCCGUGUACAGCAGCGGACCGAUUGUAGGCUGCGGCCUGUGCCUGUUGCUGCCGGAGACCAGCGGCGUGACGCUUCCUGAUUCAGUGGAGGAUUGUGACCAGCAGCCUCACGCGCAGGCGCCAUCUGGAGGACAGGAUGAGAAACAAACUUUCAUCACGUAACUUUCCUCAGUACGCCUGUUUCAACAAUACUUCAUAUGCUUUUACUUUGAAGAGGUGCUUCCUGUUUUAACUAAGUCGCAGCCCAGCCUUCUCUGGUUUUUCAGUGUUUAUCUUGAAAUGUACGAAAUCUUCAAGGUUUAAACUCGUGACCUCACAAAACACUUUGAACCAAAGGAUUUCAUUAUCUGCUGCGAGCUUCAAACGUCACGACUAAAACUAAAGAUGUUCAAAGAGGUUCUGAAGAACCGUUUUCAUCGACACACGUUCCGAAGUGGACGCAGAUAUUUUCUCUAACGUAGGAAGUUUGAUUUAUUCCUGAACGUUUAACUUAAACCUAAAAUGUUUUUUUCAUGAAAAAGUCAAAUGGAAUAAAAGUAUUAAUAACUAAA